GGUACGUGCUUUGUCUGCACUUUAGCGCGCCUUUAGGACGUAGUAUGUCGGGCUACUACGUAAGCUCUUACGUUAAGAAAAAAGCUGUUAAAUAUUUGUCCAUAACGCAAUUCGAGCCAACGGAUGCACGUGCUGCUUUUCCCUGCUUUGAUGAGCCAGACUUCAAGGCCACAUUCAACAUAACUUUGGGACAUUGCAGCUACUUAAAUGCGCUCAGCAAUAUGCCGCUCAAAGAAAGGAUUCCCAUGCUCAAGCACGAAGGCUGGACAUGGAGCAUGUUCGAAACUACGGAGCUUAUGCCCACAUAUUUGGUGGCAUUUAGUGUAAACGAUUUUCAGGGCUACGCCAAACACACUUCAUGUAAUCAAAAGCGCGUGAAGUUUACCACCUGGGCAAGAGAAGCUUCCAUUCGGGAGCAGCUGAAGUAUGCAACUGAAAUAGGACCACGCUUACUCAACUACUACGAGCAGCUGUUUGACAUUAAAUAUCCGCUGCCCAAGAUGGAUCAACUGGCAGUGCCUGAUUUUAGCGCAGGCGCCAUGGAGAACUGGGGCUUGAUAACUUAUCGGGAGGCGGCGCUGUUCUAUGCACCCGAUGUUUCAUCAGAGGCGGACAAACAGCGUGUUACCAAUAUUAUUGCACACGAGUUGGCGCAUCAGUGGUUUGGCAAUCUGGUUACAAUGUCCUGGUGGGAUGAUCUGUGGUUAAAUGAGGGUUUUGCCACUUAUAUAGCUACAUUGGGCAUGGAGAAGAUGUGCUGCAAAUGGAAUGCAUAUGAAGAGGAAUCGCUGGACAAUAUGCUGGCCAUACUCAGCACUGAUGCUUACUGCAGCACCAGACCCAUACACCAGCCAGUUACCACAGCCAAUCAGAUAGGUGGACUGUUUGAUCCUAUAACAUAUCGCAAGGGCGCAGUCAUUAUACGCAUGAUGCACAUGUUCAUAGGCGACAUGGCUUUUCGCCUGGGACUCAACAAUUAUUUAGAGCGACAUGCCUACGGCAAUGCUAAGCAGGAAGACUUGUGGCAGGCACUUACGCAAAUUGCGCAUGAUCACUCGUCACUGCCAAAGGAUUUGUGCCUGCAAACUAUAAUGGACAGCUGGACACUGCAGAAAGGCUAUCCGUUGAUUAAAGUGCGGCGCCACUAUGCAAACAAGUGCGCAGUGAUUAGUCAAAGCAGAUUUCAGCUGCAGCCAGAGCAGCAGCCUAGCGCGCGUCAAGAUCAACUGUUUGAGCAAAAGCGACAGUAUUGUUGGUUCGUGCCCAUUAGCUAUACCUCAGAGCUGGCGCACAACUUUAACAGCACAGCACCGAGCCGCAAGUUUGGCUGCGUUGCACGCCAAAAGGCGAGCCGCUGCCGCUGCGGCUGCGUUAUUUGCCUGGAGAAUGAGUGGAUAAUACUUAAUGUGCAGCUAACGGCGCCGUAUCGCGUUGACUACGACUCCUGCAACUGGCGUUUGCUUAUCGAUGCGCUCAAAGGUUUGGACUUUCAGCAAAUUCAUGUGCUAAAUCGCGCGCAGCUUAUAGAUGAUGCAAUGACAUUGGCUUGGACUGGACAGCGCAGCUACGCGCUGGCGCUGGAGCUGCUUAGCUAUUUGAGUCAGGAACGCGAGUAUAUGCCCUGGCGUGCUGCCUUGGAUCAGUUUUUGCCUAUAUAUCGCAUAGUGCGUCAAACCGAUCAAUAUGAAAUAUUUCAAAAGUUUAUGCUGUGUCUUAUUGAGCCCAUUUAUAAGCAACUGGAGGGCAUGCGCGAGGACUCCAAGCAACGCCAUCAUGUAGUACACAAGACUUUGAUUGCCAGCUGGGCUUGCCGCUUGCAGCAUGCGGAUUGCGUUAAGAGCGCCAUGGACUACUGGCAGCAGCUCAUCUCUGCGCGUGCAGCGAAUCCAGUGCCGCCCGAUCUGCGUGCUGUAGUCUACUGCACUGCCAUGCGCAAUGGCAAAGCCAAGGACUGGCAGCUAAUGUGGGAACUCUACUGCAACAGCACAGUGGCCAGUGAGCAGCGUCUAAUGCUGCAGGCGCUGGGCUGCACACCCAAGGAGUGUUUGCUGCAGCGCUAUGUGCAGUUGAUAUUCAGUCGCAAGUCGCUCAUACGCAAACAGGAUGCAUUGCUAGUGCUGGGCAGCAUUAUACGCAAUGAAAUUGGCUAUCGCAUAGCCAAGCAAUACUACAUGCAACACUUUCAGCUGCUGUACAAAUACUUUUGGCCGAACAUACGUGAGCUGGCUUCAUUGCUGGUGCAUUUCUCACAGCAAAUGAGCACGGAGCAGGAGCUGCAGCAGCUGACUGUGCUGAGCAGCAGCAGAUUGCUGCAGCGGCAUACAUCGCGCAGCUGUCAGCGCGCCUUGGAGCAGGCGGAGCUGAAUCUUGCCUGGCGCAAGGAGCGGCUGCUGCAAUUUAUUGGCUGUUUAAAUACGUGAAU
Molecule: messenger RNA, 2422 nt
Organism: Drosophila busckii
Lineage: Eukaryota; Metazoa; Arthropoda; Insecta; Diptera; Drosophilidae
Product: aminopeptidase N-like
Biological process (GO): proteolysis; peptide catabolic process
Cellular component (GO): cytoplasm
Molecular function (GO): metalloaminopeptidase activity; peptide binding; zinc ion binding
Source: RefSeq, a predicted model, not a curated record